Molecule: messenger RNA, 948 nt
Organism: Striga hermonthica
Lineage: Eukaryota; Viridiplantae; Streptophyta; Magnoliopsida; Lamiales; Orobanchaceae
Source: the annotation of a GenBank genome assembly
AUGACAAGCAAUAAUAUGGCGCCAUUAGUGAGCUCGAGAUGGAACCCGACUAGCGAGCAAGUGCAAGCCCUAGAAGAAAUGUAUCGACAAGGGAUUAAAACGCCGUCGGCCCAACAAAUACAGCAAAUCACCGCAAAACUUAAAAAGUUUGGAAGAAUCGAAGGCAAAAACGUGUUCUAUUGGUUUCAGAAUCAUAAGGCUAGAGAAAGGCAGAAGAAGCGCCGGCUGCAGGCGGCCAAGGACAAAAUGCGCGGUUUUGAGAUGAUCGAGCCCGAAAAUAAACAACCCGGAUAUCUGGAAACCAAACAUCCUAAGAGGUUGCUUACGCCCUCAAGCUGCACCACAACUUCAGAGUGCACUGCAUCAAUGCAAGGAGAAGAAGGCAGACAAGGAAAGUGUACACAUAUUAACUGUAAAGAAUUGCAGCAGCUACAAAAGGGUCCCCAUACAUUCUGCAAAUUGGACUUAUUACUAUCACCUAAUAAUUACAUUAAAGCUCCUGCCCAAGAAAAUGAAAUAUUAUCCUAUGGAUUCGAAUAUGUCGAGAGCAGGAUUAUUACGAAGGGAAACGAUCGGAAAACUCUACAGCUUUUUCCAGUCGGGAGGGGCUACGAUUCGAGCAUUGUUAAGGCCGAAAUCGAGGAGAGUGAUUGUGAAGAAGAAAAUUGUGGUUCGAGCUUGGGGACUAAAUUGGCGCCCAUUCGCUCGACCGGAUACCAGCACGAGCUAUUGAUGAUAUGUCGACGUGAGCAAGACAUAACGACUCGAGUUAAUGGAGGCGAGGACGAUAACGAUUUGAAGAGAGGAACUCAAUCUCUAGAAACAGCUCGACAUCGAGGGAGAAUAAUUAAAGGGCCUCACGAGGUCCGAGGACAAGUAAACAAAGACGAUAGCUCCCCUCAUCAUUAUGAACAUGAUGAAGUCGGCCUCACUCGCCCUGCAAUAUGA